UUCUCAUUCUCAGUAUCCGGAAACUAACAGAAUUAAGCUUCUCUCGCAUUCUCUUUCAUUGUCGCCUGCCUCACAUCGCAGAACUACUGCCUACACAACAAAACCCUAUUCCCCUAUUUACUCUCUAACCCCAUUUUGGAUUUUCGCUCUAUUCCUUCCGCCCACUCCCCAACUCUUCCUUUUUUUCUGAAACCGCAUUAUUCUGCACGCUCAUUUAGACGAUUGCCUUUCCGUAUCAUCUUCAAUCACUGCGUCUAGGGUUAGUUUCCGUCUUCUUCAUAAUCCUAUCUGCUUCUUUUUAUUUCCUAAUUUCCCCCUAUUUUAUUCUUCUCUGCCCUGUAACCCUAGUUCCCUGGUCUUGCAAGUUUUACAUUAUUGCCACGUUCAAAUCUUUGGGGGGAUAUUUUAUCCGUGUUUGACCGUGAAUAUAGCUUCUAGGGAUUUUUCUUUCCAGGCUGAACAGUUUGAUGUUCUUGCUGUAUUGGCAAUUUUAGACUUUUUUUCAUUGUGGCCGUAGUUGUGCUAUUGUGUUUCCCUCACGAGAUGAAGUCCUUUUGAAUUUCUUUUAGUGAUCGGCAAAUCCAUCUUUCUCUGAAGAUGGAGGCGUAGAGAGUUCUUCUUCACAACAUUGGCUUGAAUUUCAAGGCAGUGAAUUCUCGUGUUUUAUCAACCGUGACAAGACAUGUUUUGUUUGAUUGAGGAAUAGACUACGGAAUAUCUCAUUGUAGUUUUUUGAGGGACUCAUUAAAUUCAUUUACAUACCCGUAUUUUUUUUUUCCUGAGAAGUUAUAGACUUAAAUAUGUCAUAAUUUGGUGGAGUAACCGGUUGUUUGGGUGGGAAGGAAAGUGCCGUUAAAGCUUUUUUCGCAUUGAAGGCGAAUAAAUCUUCGUGUGCUAUUCGGGUUUGGGCUUCUCUAGAUAUCGGCUGCUUUUUAUCAGCUACGGGAGGAUACAGUCUUGCUGGUAUAUCUAUUUUUUCUUGAAGCAUUCGGGAUCAGGCAGGUUAUCCUCGAUUGACAUAUGGGAUAUGAAGUGUUAUAAAUUGGAACCAUCAGUUUAGUAUAGAAGCACAAUAGUUCUGUACAAGAGUUGGAGGCCGUGAAGAUAGCGCACAAGCUUUUUGAGAUAAUUCUGAUAAUGUUCAGUGUUCGUUAUGGAAAGAAGUGAACCUGCGUUAGUGCCAGAAUGGUUGAGAAGCGCUGGAAGUGUUGCUGGGGCUGGCAGUUCAGCCCACCAUUUGUCUUCUGCGUCUACAAAUACAGAUGCUUCCUCUGUCGUCCAUCAGCCUAGAAAUAGACCAUCUAAGAGCAAUAGUGAUUUUGAUAGCCCUCGCUCUUUGUUUUUUGAACGCACAUCAUCAUCAAAUUCUCGGAGGGGUUCCAUGAAUGGUUCUGCAAAGCAUGCCUAUAGUAGUUUUAGUAGGAAUCACCAUGACAAGGACCGUGAUAGAGAGAAAGAGAGGUCAAGUUUCGGGGAGCCCUGGGAUCGUGACUCUUCCAAUCCAUUGUCCAACAUCUUUUCUGGGAGGGCUGAGAGGGAUACAUUGCGGCAUUCUCAUUCAUUGGUUCCUAGGAAACAAAGCGAGCUUUUGUCUAGGAGAGUUGCAGUGGAUGCAAAAUCCAUUGGCAAUGGCAACCAGCACCAUGGCAAUGGCAUACUUUCUGGGGGUGGUAUUGGCAGUAGCAUUCAGAAAGCUGUGUUUGAUAAGGAUUUUCCAUCCCUUGGAACUGAAGAGAAGCAGGGAGCUGCUGAAAUAGGGAGGGUUUCAUCUCCUACUUUAGGCAUUACUGCUUGCCAGAGUCUGCCUGUUGGUAGCUCAGCUUUGAUUGGCGGAGAGGGGUGGACAUCUGCACUUGCUGAAGUACCUAUAAUAAUUGGAAGCAGUAAUAUUGGAUCUCUAACAGCACAACAAACUGGUGCCUCAAAUUCUGUGUCUGCUGCUCCGAGUGCAACAGCUGGUCUUAAUAUGGCUGAAGCAUUGGCACAGACUCCAUCCCGUACUCGUUCCACUCCCCAGGUGUUAGUGAAAGCCCAAAGGCUUGAGGAACUGGCAAUCAAACAGUCGAGACAGCUAAUUCCAAUGACACCUUCAUUGCCUAAAGCUUCGGCUCUUAAUUCUUCCGAGAAAUUGAAGCCCAAAACAUCAGCUAGAAAUGCUGAAAUGAAUGUACCUGCCAAGAGUGGGCCACAGCAUCUCUCAUUACACAUCGCUAAUCAAUCUCUUCGUAGUGUAAAUGUUAAAUCUGAUACUCCAAAGACUUCUGGAAAGUUUACUGAUCUCAAAUCGGUGGUGUGGGAAAAUGGUGUUUCCCCUACCUCCAAGGAUGUUUCAAACCAAACAAAUUAUUCUAACAGCAAGCCCGGAAAUCAACUUACUGUUACUUCAGCAGGUUCUUCUGGACUGUCAAGGAACCCCAGCAAUGUAAAAUCUCCAACAGAGCGGAAGCCAGCUUCAAUGGACCUAAAAUUAGGUUCUACUAUGGAAAAGAAACCUUCGUUGUCUCAAGCGCAGAGCAGGAAUGAUUUCUUCAAUCUUAUCAAGAAGAAAACACUGGUGAACUCUUCAUCAGUUCUUCCUGAUUCUGACACCUUGGUUACUUCUACCAUCAUGGAAAAACCUGAUGCAAUAACUAGGGAAGUAGUUAGUCCUCCUGCUAACCCUGAAGCUCUUGGAAAUGGUGCUGAUGUCAGCAAUGGUGAUGUCUGUGAAGAUGAACGCCUUCCCAAUAGUAAAAAGAAUGAUACAGUUUCCAGUUUGACAAUAUAUCCUGAUGAGGAAGAAGCUGCUUUUCUUCGUUCUCUUGGUUGGGAAGAGAAUUCUGGUGAGGAUGAAGGCCUCACAGAAGAGGAGAUCAAUGCCUUCUAUCAGGAGUGCAUGAAAUUGGGUCCUGCCACAUUCAAGCUGAGAGGCAUUCAGCCAAAUCUCUCCAAGUUGUUGGAUUCUUAUGCAACCAACUUGCAUGGAGCUUCUGCUGAAUUGAGCACUUCUGACUCCGGAUCCCAAGCUUGAUAUAAUGUUUGAUUUGGGAUAUAUUGAAGUUUCCAUUUUUGGUGGCGGGUGGAAAGUUCUGUUCUUUUUGUUUUGAAAGAAGGCUGAUGAUUGGGCAAAGAGGAGGAUGGGUUUCUACUAGAGCCCUGCAUUUUGCAAAUAUUACAAUAAGUUACAGGUGCCUUUAUCCUGCUUGCUUAACGGGAUAUUUUUAGCUUCCUUUUUUGGUUUAAAGUUAUAGGUUUGGUUGGCUAGGGUGUAGGAUAGGGCUAUUUUGUUUGCAAGGUGCGGGGAAAUUGCAUCUUUUAGGGUAUUUUGGUCCUUUUCCUUCAAGAGGGUUUGAUUCUAUGAGAUAAAGUUCGAGUUUUUGGCUAGUUUUACGGGGGAAAUUUGAAAUUGAAGCUACUUUUGAAGUUUAUAUCAUGUUGAUAUUGGUCAUGUUGAUUUUUUGGGGGGCUUAAUCCCUCUUCAUUUUGUGUGGUUCUCAACUCACCGUAUUGUCGUACAGUCAUUCAAAAGUCACAAAAUAAAUUAGAGAUGGAUUAGAAUUAGACUCAUCAAA
This is a messenger RNA of Prosopis cineraria, 3551 nucleotides long. RefSeq lists its product as uncharacterized. The transcript is spliced from 5 exons. The coding region runs from base 1154 to 3010 and encodes 618 amino acids. NCBI's taxonomy places the organism in Eukaryota, Viridiplantae, Streptophyta, Magnoliopsida, Fabales, Fabaceae. The record is from RefSeq and is a predicted model, not a curated record.